GCAGGAGGGUCUUUGAUGUGAUGCGAAAUAAUCGCUCCAUUGAUGGCUUCACUAUUUCGGGAGCUAAUCCAUCGAUAUCAAAUAUACCCGAACUUAGAUCUGAUAAAGAAAGCAGUUUUGAGGUGCCGGGAAAGAACUCCAUUGAUGAGAAUGUGGAUAAAAUAAGUUCAAGGCAAUUUGAGCUGUACAAAAGACACGCAACUGUUGUUGUCACAAGACAAACUUUCUUGAAUGUUGUUUGUGAUGUACUUUCUGUGUACAAGUACGUCGGUCCUAAUCAAAUGGCUGAUUUACUUCUGGCAUGCAGAAUUCGGGAGAGAAAGCAAUCAGUGACAAUUUUUUUGUGUGGCACCAGUGGGUGUGGGAAGUCUACACUGUCGGCACUGCUGGGAAGCAGAUUAGGCAUAACCAAUGUAAUUUCUACCGAUUCGAUUCGCCACAUGAUGAGAAGCUUUGCAGACGAAAAAGAAAAUCCACUCCUAUGGUCCUCAACUUAUCAUGCUGGUGAAUGCUUAGAUCCGGUGGAAUUUGCGAAAGCAAAGUUGAAGAGGAAAGCAAAAAGACUCGCCGGUGCUUCCCAAUCUUUUCUUGCGGAAGAAUUGGUUGAUAAUUCCACAGCUGGUAAAUCUGUAAGAAAAUCACCAGAGGGUUCUAGGACAGAGGUAAUUGGUAAAAAGCAAAUGGCUAUUGAGGGUUUCAAGGCACAGAGUGAGAUGGUCAUUGAUAGUCUUGAUAGAUUGAUCACGAAAUGGGAAGAUCAAAAUCAAUCUGCUAUCAUUGAAGGUGUUCAUUUGAACCUCAAUUUUGUGAUGGGACUCAUGAAGAGGCAUCCUUCAAUAAUACCUUUUAUGGUUUACAUCACAAAUGAGGAGAAACACAAGGAGAGAUUUGCAGUGCGCGCUAAAUACAUGGCACUAGAUCCCUCAAAAAACAAAUAUGUAAAAUACAUAAAUAAUAUAAGAACGAUUCAAGAUUACCUCUGCAACCGUGCUGAUAAGCAUCUGGUGCCUAAAAUAAAUAAUACAAAUGUUGACCGAAGUGUAGCGACAAUUCAUGCUACAGUUUUCAGCUGUCUAAGGAGGCAAGAGGCAGGCGAGAAGCUGUAUGAUCCGCUUACAAAUACUGUUCCUAUAAUUCAUGAAGAACACAGAAAUCAAUGUGCUGCUAAUUCUCUUAGUUCCAAAAGAAUGUUUCAGCUGAUACAGAGAUUAGGGUCUUCGAGGCAUCUUAUGGCACUCGUUAAUACUGAUGGCUCCGUUGCGAGGACUUGGACGUUUGAUUCUGUUAAUGGUAAUAUGAUUCCUUCAUCCAAUGAUGGAAGCUGCGAAGAAAGCAAUGUGUUUGGAAGUUUGCAGAUUUGUAAGGCAGAGCCUGUAAAUCUUCAGUUUGGAAAUUUUGGGAUUAGUGCUUGGGCUAAUGAUGCAGGUGGUACAAGUUAUGCUGGAAGUAUUGAUGAUUCCAGAGCUGAUGGAACUGAUUCUAUGAGCAAAUACUACUCUUCUUGCCCUAGCUCUCCUAGAAUUUCAGGUGCUUCCAAAGAGCCUAUGGAAGAAAUAUCUGUAUCUGGAAGUGGAAGUGAAGAUGAAGCUGAUGAACAGCCUGCUGCUGACAGUGAAGACGAUCACAUGUACACAGAGGACAUCCAUGAAGAGAUGGAGGGUUCGGUCGAUGAAGAAUCAACCAAGUCAGACGAAGAGUAUGACGACUUGGCCAUGCUCGAUGGCUUAGAGGAUGGCUAUUCUUCUUCAGAUGAUGAGCCACCAGCGGCUAAUUGCAAGAGACUAACAGAUGGCAGGCUUACCGAAAUCAAUUCAGUUAAGAAAAUUGAGCUCUUGGAGCUGAUACAGAAAUAUCAACAGAGCCUGGAUUUGUUUUUCCAGAAUAAUGAAACUUCGAACCAGGCAUGCAAUCCUCACCUUAAUUCUGAUAGAAAAAGUAGUCUGGAUUUGUUUUGAACAAUAUUUAUGGUCUCUCUUCAAUAAAAAGUUAAAAAAUAAAAUAAAACCGAUGGUAUCAAAUAAUUUCAUUUAGUUUUUUGUGGUUCAAUUCAUGGCAACUUAUUCUCUGCUGCCUUCCAAUAUUGCUGAAGAUGACAUUUGUGUGAGGUUAGGGUGAGUUAUUAUGGAAGUAAUU
Messenger RNA from Phalaenopsis equestris, 2133 nucleotides. Its product is annotated as P-loop NTPase domain-containing protein LPA1-like. The transcript has 6 exons. Lineage: Eukaryota; Viridiplantae; Streptophyta; Magnoliopsida; Asparagales; Orchidaceae. The coding region runs from base 21 to 1955 and encodes 644 amino acids. The record is from RefSeq and is a predicted model, not a curated record.